UGAUUGGCUAGCUGUCACCUCUAGCCCCGCCCUCUCCUCGUACCCCUCAGAGGAAGAUGAGUGACCCGCAGACAGGACUGCUACAUCAUGGCAACAUUCAUGGAGCGACUAGCUUUCCUUCAGAAAGUCCCGACUCUGAUGAAGGCUACAGCAGAUGAUGAAAACCCCUGUCCUGGCUACCUUUUCCAAGAGAUUGGAAAAAUCUCCCAUGAGUCUUUGGGUUGUGGUCAGUGUUUGUUGGAGUACCUUCUGGAGAGGCUGCAGGUGGAGUCUUGUUUCGUCAAACUCAAGGUGCUGAAGAUCUUUGUCCAUCUCUGCGGUCAUGGCUCAAACCAUUUCCUCACGGAACUUAGGAGGAACUCCACCUUCAUCCAGCAGGCAUCAGUUUACAGUGGCCCUCCUGAUCCUAUCCAUGGCACAGCAUUGUACCAGAAAGUGAGAAAUACAGCACAGGAAGUGGCCAGGUUGCUUUUCACAGAUGCAAUUUCCACCAAAGACGGCGUCUCCCUGCUCAACCUAGCCCCACCAACAAUGGGUAUGGGCUCAGCAACUUCCCACAGGUCAGGAAUGCAGGGCUUUGGAUACAGUCCAGGGAAGCAAGGGACAGCAGGCAGUGACUCACUACUGGAUAAGAUCCAGAAAGCUGCAGAGGUAGUGGCCAGCGCUGUCCUUCCCCCAACAGAACACCAGGGCAUUCGUCUCCAUGACAACCAUUACAGGGCCGUAGUUGUGCCGUCCGCGCCCAUAGAGGUGGCCGUGCCCGCGUGCGCCUAUAACCAGCCUGCUCGCACGCCAAAAGCGUCGACCCAGCGGUGCCCAGGGCAGGUAGGAGGCGGCUGGGAAGAGACCGACAGCAGCAACAGCUCCUCUCACAACUCUUCUCAGGACAUCGCGGCUAACAGCAGGGCCUCUGUGGACAGCAAGUCAGCUGGUACCGGGAGCCAAUCGGGGGCCAGUAGAGAGAGCAGUGGGGACCUAUCGGAACGGGUGGAAGCCAUGCAGUUGGGGGACUGCGGCCAGGAGAUGGCGCUAAUCAGCAGACUGACUGAGGGAUCCAGAGUUUUCCUGUCCAGAGAGGAGAGCCAGCACUUCAUCAAAGAGUGCUCCAUUCUCAACUGCGAGGUCGUGGUGGAGUUGCUCGCUAGCAAGCUUCAAGAUCCCUCAAACACUGUUAAGAUGCGGGCACUGUGUGCUCAAUCAUGCCUCAUGACCUCUGACCUCCUCUCUCUGGAGCAAAUGUUCGGAGCUACGCAACGGAGGCUCCGCCAGCUGAGCGAGGGGGCUCCGGGACCCGUGGCCAACAAAGCCACCAAGAUCCUGCGACAGUUUGAGGCUCUGACGGGUGGAUCUGCACACGCUCCGAGGCAGGAUGCAGCAAACAGCGGCCAUCAGGCGACAACUAAUCAGCUUCCCACAUCCAGAUACUCAGACACUUUGCUACCAACCCUCUCUGCGGACAACCUCGACCAUUAUCAGCCCGACAUCUCACUCACAGGUGUCACCCGACCACCAUCUUCCCCCUCCUCCAGUCCGGCCGUCUUGGCCCAGAGAGACUCCUCAGGGGAGCUGAUGAAUAACGUUGACGAGGAGAAACUUUCUCCCGUUCUGCACGAGUUAGUGCAAAACCAGGCGGAGCCAGUCAGGACUGCUGAGGCUAAACCGGUUGCUGAAGAAUCAGACGGGAGCUCUUCACCUCCAGCUGAGCAGCCCCGUCUCAGCAGACUGUCCCUGUUCAGCGGCAUGGAGCUGGUGACUAAAGGGAGGCCCCUGUGUAAAAGAGAGACGCCCCAGACGGAGACGACGGGCGACACCUCAAGGGAGAACCUAACUGCGCAUAACAGUAUCGGCGUCAGUAAAACCAGUUACAACGACGCUCCUUUAAUUUGCAAUUCAGUAGCAUCCGACAGCAGCCAACCAGUAUCGGCCUUCUCGUUUCUCAACUUUUGACCAACAUUUUACAGCUGGAACUGUCCACGGUUAAAAACCAAUGAUGUCAUCAUGUUAGAAAAUCUAUUUAAUUUUAUAAACCAAGAUCAGAUCUGUAAGCUUAUAAUAUAUAUAUAUAGAAAGCAGAUUCACGUUAUGUUCGGUUCUUAUCUGUAUGGUGCCUCCUUGGAAAUUGUAUUUAAGCAGCAGAUUGGGCUAAGAGACAGAGAUUUAGGACACAUAAACACAGCUGGCAUGAGAGAAAAAACCCUCAACGGUCAUACGUGAGGACUAGUCUGUAAGCUAUGUUUUUGGCUGAAGUCUAAUUUCUCUAAAGUAUUAAACAAGAAUGCUUGAAUUACAGGUUAUUAUCGCCAGUUGCUUUAUCUCAGGAUUCCUUUUAGCAAACUGAAACAACUCUGACGCCUCUGCAGCACGCCCUAAACCUCUGAGGGAGAAUCCCUCUAUUUGUAAUUUGCACUACAGUUGCUUUUCUUAUCGACUCAUAAACCUACAAAUGUCUUCCGUAUUUUUUGGUACUAAACUAUUAUGUCAUCGUGUAAAUGUUACGAGUGUUAGUUUACAUAUUAUUCAUUAUGUCUACCCCCUGUAUUGAUUAAAACAUACCUGUGAGAGUGGUUGUAGAGUGCAUGAUUAGUUUGGAGAGCUAAUUCCUUAUUGAGAUACUCUUGUGUGGAUUUGUGCCAUCAGCAUAAUGCAAAAAUAUCAGCAAAUUCAUGAACGGUUGUUUGUGUAACCAAAUAAAAGGCAGAUUACCUUCACACUAUCUCACCACUGUUGUUCCAGUUACAUACUGUACUGUGAGGGCUGUGGAAUGUGGUACACGCACUACAUGCCAAAAUGGUAAUCCAACCUACCGAUACGUACAAUGAACGCUACUGAUGUAUUUUGUUUCAGCGAACAGAAGCUAUUGCUGUUGCACAUGCUGAAGAACAAUAAAACCUGCUGUGUUUUUUUGUUACAGCA
Molecule: messenger RNA, 2913 nt
Organism: Sebastes umbrosus (honeycomb rockfish)
Lineage: Eukaryota; Metazoa; Chordata; Actinopteri; Perciformes; Sebastidae
Gene: tepsin
Product: TEPSIN adaptor related protein complex 4 accessory protein
Exons: 13
Coding region: 88-1947 (619 amino acids)
Cellular component (GO): trans-Golgi network membrane
Source: RefSeq, a predicted model, not a curated record